AUGGUGAAGGUAGCAAUUGCUGGGGGAACCAGCAAUGUUGCGCUGGAGGUGAUUGAUGCACUGUGUGCUGCGAACAAGCACGAGAUCUUGUUACUCUCGAGAAAGGAUGUACCAAGCAUUGAAACAAGGCCGGGCGUGAGUUGGGCGAAGACGGAUUACCUGGACGUACGGCAACUUGUCGACCUCAUGCGUGGAACUCACACGCUGCUUUCUUUUGUCGUCACGCAGACGGAUCCCAAUGAUAUCACGCAAAAGAACCUCAUCACUGCAGUGGUUGAAGCCGGGGUGAAACGUUUUGCUCCCAGCGAGUGGACUUUGUCGAGCUUUGAGCAUAUGCCGUGGUAUGCCGGCAAGGCUGAGAUUCGCCAGUAUCUCAAAGACCUCAAUCGAGAACGGACGGUAUUGGAGUACUGUCUUUUCCUCCCCGGCCUCUUCACGAACUACCUCACCCACCCUUACAAGUCUGCAAAACAUUUCAACUCGUUUGAGAUGCACAUCGACUUUGACAGACGCCGAGCGUUGAUCAUGGAAGGAAGCGAAGACGAUCGCAUUACUCUCACCACUGCUCAGGACUUUGCUCAGAUUGUGGCGCGAGCGGUGGAGUAUGAGGGCGAAUGGCCAGUUUUAGGCGGCAUCAAGGGUACGGAGAUUACAAUUGGGGAAUUGCUCAAGCUGGGUGAACGAGUUCGAGGCGCACCAUUCAAUGUCGAAAGGCUGAAAGCCGAUGAUUUGAAGGCCGGCAUAGUCAAGGCUUCGUGGCUCCCUUCGGUGGAGCAUUCGGGCACGCAGAGCGAGCAAAUGGUCGCUUUCAUCUCUAUGCUCACCGCUGGAAUGCUUCUUGGGACGUCGUCCGGCGCGCUGAACGUGUCGGAUGAGUGGAAUCGUGUGUUUCCCGAGUAUCACUUCACUUCGGCGGAUGGAUUCCUGGCCAAGGCAUGGAUGGGCAAGCCUUGA
Messenger RNA from Neohortaea acidophila, 954 nucleotides. RefSeq lists its product as uncharacterized. The transcript has 6 exons. The record is from RefSeq and is a predicted model, not a curated record. Lineage: Eukaryota; Fungi; Ascomycota; Dothideomycetes; Mycosphaerellales; Teratosphaeriaceae. Bases 1 to 954 code for a protein of 317 amino acids.